This is a messenger RNA of Thecamonas trahens ATCC 50062, 1568 nucleotides long. RefSeq lists its product as uncharacterized. The coding region runs from base 1 to 1530 and encodes 509 amino acids. The transcript has a single exon. The record is from RefSeq and is a predicted model, not a curated record. Lineage: Eukaryota; Apusomonadida; Apusomonadidae. Gene Ontology annotation, molecular function: 2-oxoglutarate-dependent dioxygenase activity.
AUGCCGCGGCUGGCUCUGGCUGUCGCCGUCGUCGCCGUCAUGGUUGCGGUGGUGUGGGCGUGGGCAAUGUCCGACGCGGCGACUGGCACAGGCGACAGGUACGAGGGCGGCCGCGUGCUGUCCUUGGACGAGCUCGAGCUGGCGGAUGUUGAAGAGGUGGUGAUGGAGGCGGGGCGUGAGCCGGAUGAGUUUGUGCGUGCCUUGCUAGGCCGGAGGCGGCCGGCGGUCAUCCGCUCGGCGUCGCUCGGCCCGCAGUGGUCGGCCGAGGUGCUGGCGCGAUGGACGGCGGAUCAUGUGGCGGAUGCCGCCGGCACGCUGCGCAAUGUGCUGGCCAACUCGACUACCGGGCAGCGGUUCUAUUACGUCGACAACCUCAAGCCGCUGCUGGCUGGCGUUGACGACGUCUCGUGGCGUCAGCCGUACCAGGUCCUCGAUUCCGUGCCGGCGGCGGCCUUCCUCUCCGAGCACGCCGACAAGGCGCCGGACGACAUUCCGUUUGGCCACCACAUGUACAUGUCACGCGCCGCCGCCGAGUUGGCUCCCGCAUUGCGCGCUGAGCUCCAGCCGUUUGUCGACGUCCUGCCGGACGGCGCUGGCCCGGCCAAGGUCUGGCUCUCAUCGCCGGGCGUCACCGCUCAUCUGCAUCACGACAACUCGGACAACCUGUUUAUGCAAGUCCGCGGGCGGAAGCGGUUUGUGCUGGUUGACCCGCUUGCCUGGGACUCGCUCUACAUGUUCUCCUCGCUCCACCCCGCUACGCGACAGGCCCAGAUCGAUGUCGAGGCGCUGGACCUUCACGCCUUUCCCGCCGCCGCCGACGCGUUGGCGGUCCGCGGCCGCCGGCGACACGAGGGCUUUGUCAAUCGCGGCUACUCUGUUGUGCUCGAGCCGGGCGACAUGCUCUGGCUCCCGGCGUACUGGCUCCACCACGUCACCGCCCUCGACAUGUCAGUCUCGGUCAUGUCCUUUGUCUCGCGGAGGCACAAAGACCUGGUGGCAAACGCUACCUUUGGCGAGCCGCUUCCGCUCAACGUCUCGCCGCCGGCCCGCCAGCUCCUCACACUCUGGACUUGGCUCUGCCUCGUUAUCGACGGCACCGCCGUCAAGCCCGAUCUCGACGUCCUUGGCGACUUUUCGCUCAACCGCGUCAUUUCCUCCGGCGCUCGCUUUGUCUCAGCCCUUCUCACCUCGCGCUUCGCACAUCUUGCCGACGACGCGAUCCUCGUCGGCGCCUCUGUCGCUGCGCCGCCGUCGCUGGACCCUGCUGUUCUUGCCGCGCGCGGUGCGUCCGCCACCUACUGCCGCGGCGCCGCACGCUCCGACUUUGUCAUCGCAGGCUCCAAAUCGCGAGUGUUCACCCCACUGGCAGCUCAGGCCUCACGGGUCUCUUCUCAGUUCAACAAGCUCGAGCCCGGUGUCCGCGACAUCGCCCUCGCCUACUACAUCGAGUCGGUCACCGACCACUUUGUGCCCACCGCUGACGUCGCCACCUAUCUGGCCGAGUGCUUUGUGCGGCCGAUGGAGCGCUGAGUGCUGUAGUCUUUCAAGGAAUGCACCAUUUCCCCAUG